UAUAAAUAUUCCCGGGAAGGCACGACGGAAAGAUGGCAAGCCAUCGUAAACUUCAAUCUUGAGCAAGAAACCUUUUAAGAACUUCCCAAUACACCAUCUGCUGUGCAGAUAAUUGUCAUCAAGAAAAAGAAAAAGAAAAAGAAAAUAAAAAUAAAAACAACCAUUUUUCAUUAUCAAUUUCAAACUACUAAACUACAUAGACGCCACCAUGGCCCAAGAAAAAGAUGCCAAAAACCGCGAGAUUCUUCGCAUUCAUGGCCUACGCUCUGAAGCAUCCGGCGAUAUCCUCGCCCAAUUAGCGGACUGGGCCGGGGUCUACCCCCCAAGAGAGGUUGCGUAUACGCACCCCUCUGUAACCUUCGAGCCCUUCUAUUUCUUCUUCUACGGCUCGCUCCAGGUUCCCAGCAUCCUCAAGCGUGUCUGUCGUCUAGAUGAAGAGCCGGAGUUGAAGCCUGCUUCGAUUAAGGGUUGGAAAAGCAUGAAGUGGAGUUGCUACCCAGCCCUAGUCCCUAAGGAAGACGGCGUGGUCAAGGGUAUGUGCUGGAAAUGCGAGAAAGGCGUGCAGGUUCACCGUCUCGCCUUGUACGAAUCCGACGCGUACCGGAUGGCGGAAUGCAAGAUCACCACGGACGACGGGGAGGUGAUUGAAAACGGACGUAUUUUCGUCUCGACGCUGGAUGUCGACGAGUUGGAUGAGGGCGAGUUCGAUCUCGAGGCGUUUGUAAACGACCGUUUCUGGUAGAUUAGUACAUGAGAUGGGCGGCUAGAGGAAUCACUUCGCCUCCUUGUACUCAUGUCCCAUCGCGAAAGGAUGGCAUCGCGGGCGACUAGAUCCUUGGCAUUCUAAGUCUAUGUACCAUGGCGCUUUCGUGGGUGCUGGAUAAGAAGAAGAGUGACACAUAGGCUUAGGUGUUGAAUGGGAGUUAAACCUAAACCUCUACUUAUACAUUAAUCAAGCAUCUUAAUAGCAUCUAGAGGUAUUAGAUCAUCGGAUGUAUCAAUGCAACCGCGCAUAAUUCUCUGAAAGUAGACAAUUCCUAGUGAUUCGUAGAGCAGCCUUAAAUGUGAUUAAUUGUGUCAUAAUUAUUAGAGCCUAGCCUCUUUAUCUAAGCUUUAGGUUGGCGGGCUUUCAACAUCGUAGCAAUUAAAAUAGUAUCGUUCGAGAUAUAAAUCAAUGGUUGGGUACUUUAUUCCGUCGCUCUGGGAUUUCCUUUAGUUGAAUUGA
This is a messenger RNA of Hypoxylon trugodes, 1225 nucleotides long. RefSeq lists its product as uncharacterized. The transcript is spliced from 2 exons. The record is from RefSeq and is a predicted model, not a curated record. Lineage: Eukaryota; Fungi; Ascomycota; Sordariomycetes; Xylariales; Hypoxylaceae. The coding region runs from base 209 to 742 and encodes 177 amino acids.